AUGGAUUCUGAAUAAAAAGUAGUUCUAAAACCUAAAAGUUUAGAAAGAGUGUCAGACGAUGCUUUUAAAUUACAUUUUAGUAAUGAUGAGGAAUUUCUCCAACAAUUAGAUGAAGCUCUUAGUUUAGUAGAGAAAUAUACAAUCCAUUACUAAGAAGAUAUUGAAAAGUUCAACAAAAAUUUAAAUCUAAAGCUGAAAUCAGUUCACACUAUAUCAAAAUUAGACCUCUAUGCACAUAAGUAUUUUGCUGUAGGCAAUAUGAGAGUCGCUUAUGAAAAAGUAGGAAAAAAUUACCCUUUCCAUGUUGUUGUAAGAUGCGAUGGUAAUUCAUUUUUUAGAUCUUUCCUUUUAGCUUAUCUACUUAAUUUGUUCUAUGAUAAAAAUGCAAAUUAAUUGAUUAAAUUUAUUCAAAGGAUUCUAAAUGUCUAGAAUAUGAACUUUAUUCACAAUAAAAUCAAAAGUAAAAAAAAUAAAAGCCAAAUUGACCUUGUGAGAAGUUUCUUAGUAUCUUUUGUUUUUGAAUUAAUUAUUAAAAUAUUCAACAAUGAAGAAUUAGACUUAGAAAAUUUAAUUAAGCAAUUCAAUUCAUAGCCUAUAAUAGACUUUGCAGCAAUAGUAUUCACUAAACACUUAGUGCUAGAAACAUACCAUGGUCUCUUGAAAGAUACAAAUAAUUCUUAAGCCUUCGAUUAAUCAAAAAAGUAGAUUAUUGAAGAAGUCCUCUAAAAAUUUAACAGUGAAGUUAUUGAAGAAAUUAUUCCUUUUGUAGGAAUUACUUUCUAAGUAGAAAUAAUUAUUUAAAAUUUAUUCAGAGUUUCUCCAAAAAAGAUUUCUACAUCUUAGCUUUGCUAUUCACUUCCUAACAGCUAAAAGGCUAUGAAUAAAAUAGUCUUGUGCAAUUUAUAAGAUUAAUAUAACAUACUUUUUUCUAAUGAAUUGUAUGAAAAAUUCCUCAAGUAGUAUGAUGAAAUUAUCAAUUUCUAACAUUUUGAUAGAUCAAAAUCUUUGCAAAAAGAAUAACAAGAGGAUUAAGGAAACGAUGAAGAAGAGGUUAAAUUAGAUGAAAAUGAUGAGGAUAAUGAAAAUUAAGAAUAGAAAGAGGAAGACAUUGAUGAUGAUGAUUUAUUACUAGAUGAAGAAGAUAAUAUUGACGUAGAAGCUUAAAACUUAUAAAAGUAAGAAGCUUAAAGAUAAGAAGAAAAUAAUCCAGAAUAUGAAGGCUAAGACAUUUAACCUUCAGAUGAUGAAGAGCUACCAAUACAAUUAAUUUCUCUUGAUAUUAAACCUACUGAAGAGGAAGUAAAACAAAAAAGAUUAGCUGAAGAAAAAGCUGAGCAAGAAAGAUUAGCAAAAGAAGCUGAAGAAAAAAGAUUGGCAGAGGAAAAAGCUGAGUAGGAAAGACUUACUAAAGAAGCUGAGGAAAAAAGAUUAGCUGAAGAAAAGAGGUUAGCAGAAGAAAAAGCUGAAUAAGAAAGACUUGCUAAAGAAGCAGAAGAAAAAAGAUUAGCUGAGGAAAAGGCUGAAUAGGAAAGAUUAGCUAAAGAAGCUGAAGAAAAAAGGUUAGCUGAAGAAAAGAGGUUAGCAGAGGAGAAAGCUGAAUAGGAAAGAUUAGCUAAAGAAGCUGAAGAAAAAAGGUUAGCUGAAGAAAAGAGGUUAGCAGAGGAGAAAGCUGAAUAGGAAAGAUUAGCUAAAGAAGCUGAGGAAAAAAGAUUAGCUGAAGAAAAAAGGCUAGCAGAAGAAAAAGCUGAAUAAGAAAGACUUGCUAAAGAAGCAGAAGAAAAAAGAUUAGCUGAGGAAAAGGCUGAAUAAGAAAGAUUAGCUAAAGAGGCUGAGGAAAAAAGACUAGCAGAAGAAAAAGCUGAAUAAGAAAGGCUAGCUAAAGAAGCUGAGGAAAAAAGAUUAGCUGAGGAAAAGGCUGAAUAAGAAAGAUUAGCAAAAGAAGCUGAAGAAAAAAGGUUAGCUGAAGAAAAGAGGUUAGCAGAGGAAAAAGCUGAAUAAGAAAGGCUAGCUAAAGAAGCUGAGGAAAAAAGAUUAGCUGAAGAAAAAGCUGAAAAAGAAAGACUUGCUAAAGAAGCAGAAGAAAAAAGAUUAGCUGAGGAAAAGGCUGAAUAAGAAAGAUUAGCUAAAGAGGCUGAGGAAAAAAGACUAGCAGAAGAAAAAGCUGAAUAAGAAAGGCUAGCUAAAGAAGCUGAGGAAAAAAGAUUAGCUGAAGAAAAAGCUGAAAAAGAAAGACUUGCUAAAGAAGCAGAAGAAAAAAGAUUAGCUGAGGAAAAGGCUGAGUAGGAAAGAUUAGCUAAAGAAGCUGAAGAAAAAAGGUUAGCUGAAGAAAAGAGGUUAGCAGAGGAGAAAGCUGAAUAGGAAAGAUUAGCUAAAGAAGCUGAGGAAAAAAGAUUAGCUGAGGAAAAAGCUGAAUAAGAAAGAUUAGCAAAAGAAGCAGAGGAAAAAAGAUUAGCAGAAGAAAAAGCUGAAUAAGAAAGGCUAGCUAAAGAAGCUGAGGAAAAAAGAUUAGCUGAAGAAAAAGCUGAAAAAGAAAGACUUGCUAAAGAAGCAGAAGAAAAAAGAUUAGCUGAGGAAAAGGCUGAAUAAGAAAGAUUAGCUAAAGAGGCUGAAGAAAAAAGAUUAGCCGAAGAAAAGAGGUUAGCAGAGGAAAAAGCUGAAUAGGAAAGAUUAGCUAAUGAGGCUGAAGAAAAAAGAUUAGCUGAAGAAAAGAGGUUAGCAGAGGAAAAAGCUGAAUAAGAAAGGCUUGCUAAAGAAGCAGAAGAAAAAAGAUUAGCUGAGGAAAAGGCUGAAUAAGAAAGAUUAGCAAAAGAAGCAGAGGAAAAGAGGUUAGCAGAAGAAAAAGCUGAAUUGGAAAGACUAGCUAAAGAAGCUGAAGAAAAAAGAUUAGCAGAAGAAAAGGCUGAGUAAGAGAGAUUAGCUAGAGAAGCAGAAGAAAAAAGAUUAGCUGAAGAGAAGAGACUUGAAGAAGAAAAAGCAGAAAAAUUAAGGCUUGCUAAAGAAGCUGAAGAAAAGAGAUUAGCAGAAGAAAAAGCUUAGUAAGAAAAGUUAGCCAAAGAAGCUGAGGAAAGGAGACUAGCUGAGGAAAAAGCUGAAAAAGAAAGACUGGCUAAAGAAGCUGAAGAAAAAAGAUUAGCUAGAGAGGCUGAAGAGAAGAAAAUAGCUGAAGAAAAAAAAUUAGCUGAGUAAAAAGCUGAGUAAGAUAGACUUGCCAAAGAAGCAGAAGAAAAAAAGCUAGCUGAAUAAAAGGCAGAGAAGGAAAGGUUAGCUUAAGAGGCUGAGGAAAAAGCAAAGUAAUAAAAAUUGGCAAAGGAAGCUGAAGAGAAAAGAUAAGCAGAAGAAAAUGCUGAAAAAGAAAGGCUAGCUAGAAUAGCUGAAUUAAAAAGAGUUGAAGAAGAAAAAGCUGAACAAGAAAGAAAAGCUAAAGAAAGAGCUGAAUAAGAAAGAUUAUAGAGAGAAGCAGAAUAAUCUAAUGAAGUAAAUUAUGUUGAAGAAGAAGAAGAAUUUUAUAAUGUUGAUAACAAGGAAAGCAAACUUCAUAACUAAGGAAAGGAACAUUAAGAAGUUUACUUAGAGCACAAAUAGUAGUCUCUUUCUUAAGUUGAAAAUUUUGGAAGCAAAGAUGAAGAUCCAAUUUAAGGAAUUGAAGAAUAACCUCAACAAGUUUAGAAUUAAGGUAUUUAAGAAGACCACAAUAAUAAAGCAUAAAAUAAAUCUGAACGCUAAAAGAAUAUUCAAAAUAUUUAAAUGUCAGAUACUUAAAAAAAUAUUUUGAGAACUUAAGAUAAAAAGAUGGUUGGAGCUUUGGAUUAAAGUUCAUAAAAAUCUUAAACCAAAACUUAAAACGAAACAACACAAUUUGAAGACUACACCUAUACUGAAGAAGAAUUAUAAAAAAAUACUAGUCGUGAAGAUAUAGUUAAUGCAAAUUUAGAAAAUUCAACAUUACUUGAGAAGCUUAUUAAAGAUGAAGAAAGGAACCAAGAUCCUAAUAAGCCUAGCUAAAAAUAAAAAUCUGAAACACCAAAAUCUAACUUAAAUAAUACAAGCCAACUAAAUACUACUACAAAUAAAAUGGUUUAAGGAGACUAAAUUUCACAUUAAAAUAAUACUACUAAUAACAGUUACAGUAAAUAAAUAAACCUCACCAGCAAUCCAUAAAAAUAACCAAUCAAAUAAAAGAAAAAGAAAAUUUGCUGUGAGUGGCUCCGUAAGUAUUGUUGCUGUUGCUGCCCAUGCUGGUGUGAAGAAGAAGUAGAAGAGUGA
Tetrahymena thermophila SB210 is the source of this 4263-nucleotide messenger RNA. RefSeq lists its product as hypothetical. The transcript has a single exon. NCBI's taxonomy places the organism in Eukaryota, Ciliophora, Oligohymenophorea, Hymenostomatida, Tetrahymenidae. The record is from RefSeq and is a predicted model, not a curated record.